This is a messenger RNA of Ogataea angusta, 1506 nucleotides long. RefSeq lists its product as uncharacterized. The transcript is spliced from 2 exons. Gene Ontology annotation, molecular function: large ribosomal subunit rRNA binding; structural constituent of ribosome. Gene Ontology annotation, biological process: translation. The record is from RefSeq and is a predicted model, not a curated record. NCBI's taxonomy places the organism in Eukaryota, Fungi, Ascomycota, Pichiomycetes, Pichiales, Pichiaceae. Gene Ontology annotation, cellular component: cytosolic large ribosomal subunit; ribosome. Bases 1 to 1506 code for a protein of 501 amino acids.
AUGUCCGGAUCAGGUGCCUCUGGAAACAAGUUCCGUAUGUCGUUGGCCUUGCCAACUGGAGCUAUCAUGAACUGCGCAGACAACUCGGGCGCUAGAAACCUCUAUGUCCUGGCCGUCAAGGGUACCGGUGCCAGACUGAACAGACUGCCAGCCGCCUCUGUUGGAGACAUGGUGAUGGCCACCGUGAAGAAGGGUAAGCCAGACCUCAGAAAGAAGGUCAUGCCAGCCAUCGUUGUGAGACAGGCCAAGGCCUGGAGAAGAAAGGACGGUGUGUUCUUGUACUUUGAGGACAACGCCGGUGUGAUUGUGAACCCAAAGGGAGAGAUGAAGGGAUCUGCCAUUACUGGACCUGUUGGUAAGGAGUGUGCCGACCUGUGGCCGCGUAUUGCCUCGAACUCUGCGCGGAUCUGGCGCUUUGGAGGCGCGGAUCGGCAAGACGGCCGACUUAAUGCGCCGUUUGUGCCAGGCGAUCGCGCAGCCCGCGACCGUUGCACAGCUGAGGUACCGCCAGCUGAGCGAGCUGGUGGACAUGCUGCUGGGCCACAUGGUGUGUCGGGGCGGCGAAUUGCGCGUUUUCGAGCCCGCGGCGCUCGCAAUGGCGCGCGCUCUGUGCUCUCUGGUCUGUGUGCCGAAUUUCAAGAGCCACCUCAAGCCAGAGAACCACGAGGCGAUAGUGCGCACGGCGGUGGACUGUCUGGUUUUGGCAGGCGACACGCAGCAGAUUCUUGUGAACGCGCUGCUCCAGCUGCUUUGCGAGUACGUCAUACCUGCGAAUUCCUCGAGCAUGGAGAUGUUUCUACGGGAGCAGCCGUAUUACACCGCGAUCGUGAGCUUUUCGGAGCGUCGAUGUGGCGCAAAAAUGGCAGAGACAGAGACGGCUGUGUUUUUGGUGCGGCUGAUGCGCCAGGUCAUGGCAGACAGCCGGCUGGUGGACGCGGCGCUGGCGGAGCGGGCUUUCUGGGCAGGCGUGCGGAUCGUGGCUGGAAUGCGCACGGUGAGCAUGGCUGCGACGCGUCUGGCGGUGGCGCAGUUCAUCGGCGCCAUGGCCGAGUUUGCUGGUGUUUUCGGGACGAACGAGGCAGACGUCCACUGUGUGCUGUGUUUUGGCGUGCAAGUCUGCGCCGCGUGCCGCGAGACGAGCGCAGCGGUGGCCCUGACGCUGGAGCGGUACUUUGCUGUGGCGGUGCCGUCGUCUGGCGCGAAAAAACAGCGUCUUUCCGGCGUCGCGAGCCAGGUCUCGCUGCUUGUGCGGCGCAGCUCGUGUUUGGACUUUGUUGCGUUUCUGGGCGAGAACGUUGCGGAUCUGGACCGGCCGGUGGCGUGUGCGGCGCUGGCGAUAGUGCAGGAGUGGCUGGAAACCGAUACUGUGUUCGAACAGCUGGCUGCGCACACGGAGUUUCUUGCAACCCAGUUUUUGCACGUUGUCGAGUUGCACGACGCCAGUUUGAGCCAGGGCGCGCUGGGGUGUUUGCGAGCCUUGCUGGCAAAGUCCGCCGCCGCCGCUGA